AUGUACGUUCGAUGCACCCGCUUCCGCCCGUCGCACUCCCUUCCGCACGCCUGCACUCUCUUCCGCUCGUCGCACUCUCUUACGCCCAUCAAACUCUCUCCUGCCGUCACCCUACUGCCCGUCGCUCUCCCUAGCGCACGUCGCACUCACUUCCGCCGUCGCCCUCCCUUCCGCCCGUCACCUUCCCUUCCGCCCGUCGCACUCACUUCCGCCGUCGCCAUCCCUUCCGCCCGUCGCCCUCCCUUCCGCCCGUCGCCCUCCCUUCCGCCCAUCGCCCUCCCUUCCGCCGUCGCCAUAGAUUCCGCCCGUCGCCCGUCGCCAUGCCUUCCGCCCGUCGCCCUCCCUUCCGCCGUCGCCAUCCCUUCCGCCCGUCACCCUCCCUUCGUCUCGUCGCCCUCCCUUCCUCCCAUUGCCCUCCCGACCACCCGCCGCCCUACCUUCCCCUCGUCGCGCUCCCUUCCGCCCGUUGCCCCCCUUUGUCUCGUCGCGCUCCCUGCUGCUCAUCGCCCUCCCUCCCGCUCGUCCCCUCGCAAUCCCUGUAUAUCUCUCCCCUCGUCGCCCUGGCAUCUCCGUCACUAUCGCCAUCCCUCCCUUCUCCCUUCCCAACUCCCACACUUGUCACGCCCCCUUUCCAACCCGCACACAUCCUUCCUUUCCCUUUCCCUGCUUCCCCCCAUCCCCCUCCCUGCUUGCCCCCAUCCCCUUCCCUGCUCCCCCAUGUCCCCUUCCCUGCUUUCCCCCAUCCCCCUCCCUGCUUCCCCCCAUCCCCUUCCGUGCUUUUCCCCCUCCCGUUUCCAUCGCUUUCCCCCUCCCAUCGCCCUCGCUCUCCCCCUCCAGUCGACCUCGCUUUCCCCCUCCCGUCGACCUCGCUUUCCCCCUGCUCACUCUCUUUCCCUCUGCUCACUCUUUCCCCCUUCCUCAUUCUCCCCCCCCUUCCUCACUCUGUUUCCCCCUGCUCACUCUCUCCUCCUCACUCAAUUCCCCCCUGCUCUAUUCCCCCUGCUCUGUUCCACCCUGCUCACUCUCUCCUCCUCACUCGUAUCCCCCCUGUUCUGUCCCCAGCACCAGGUGUAG
Messenger RNA from Closterium sp. NIES-65, 1074 nucleotides. NCBI's taxonomy places the organism in Eukaryota, Viridiplantae, Streptophyta, Zygnematophyceae, Desmidiales, Closteriaceae. The record is from the annotation of a GenBank genome assembly.